This is a messenger RNA of Glycine soja, 2184 nucleotides long. Its product is annotated as DELLA protein RGL1-like. Bases 121 to 1902 code for a protein of 593 amino acids. The transcript has a single exon. Gene Ontology annotation, cellular component: nucleus. Gene Ontology annotation, molecular function: DNA-binding transcription factor activity; sequence-specific DNA binding. Gene Ontology annotation, biological process: regulation of DNA-templated transcription. The record is from RefSeq and is a predicted model, not a curated record. NCBI's taxonomy places the organism in Eukaryota, Viridiplantae, Streptophyta, Magnoliopsida, Fabales, Fabaceae.
UGGGUUGAUAUAUACUAAAUAUAACAAAGACUAAUAAUCUCGUGAACCUUGUUACAAAGAGAAUUAAUUACUCAAAGAAUCUAGUUUGUAAUACUGAAGGAAAAAUAGUUACAAUUUGUGAUGGAUGACUUGUACUAUGCAGGUUUCAGCACAGAUGACAAUUCUAGUUCAUCCAAUGAUUUUUUCUGGGAUAAUGAGGGACUGAAUGAUGUGAGAAAGUUUCAAUUUUCUGGAGUAGAAGAUCAUGAAGAGUAUGGGGGAAUUGACUCAUUUUACUCAAAUUUUGGGUUCUUCCCAGAUGAUCCAUCAGAAGAAGGGUACCUUCUAUCCACUAAUCACCAAAAGUAUCACCAAAUAUUUGAUGAUUAUGGACUAUUGGAUGAUAACCUUCAGUUUGACAUGGUAUCUCCACCACUCCAAUUUGAUGAACAAUAUAGAACCAUGGUUCCAUUGUGUAACUCAACAAAGGACAUGCCACACUCAACUACCCCUUUAGCCUCACUUGAGAUCUUGAAGAGCUAUGGCAAAGGCUUCAAGAGGUUUUGGAAUGAAGGCAACAACACCAUGCAGCCAAUUGAUGAUGAGACUUUGGCCACAGAUGAAGUUAUUGCUGGGAGAAACCUAUCAACAGAAGAUCUCAUGAGGAUAGCAGGAACAAGGUUCAUCCAAUCAUCAUCAUCGUCUUCGGACUCGGAAUCUUUGCCUUUCUUGGAGAAUCACCCUUUUGGCUUUUCUUUCUCUGGAUUCUCUGAUGAAGAGAAAGAGGAUCUGGAACUUGCUGAGUCCCUCUUGGCUUGUGCUGAGAAAGUUGGCAACAAACAGUUUGAACGUGCAAGCAAAUUGCUCAGUCACUGUGAAUCAUUGUCUUCCAAAACCGGGAACCCCGUUAAGAGAAUUGUUCAUUAUUUUGCAGAAGCACUUCGCCAGCGAAUAGAUACCGAAACAGGAAGAGUUUCAUCCAAGGACUUGCAAAAGGGUCAACCAUUUGAUCCUGAAGAAGCAGCCAAGGAACUAACCCCUGCUAUUCUUGCAUUUGUUGAAGACCUUCCCUUUUGUAAAGUUGCACAGUUCACUGCAGCUCAAGCUAUAAUAGAAGAUGUAGCAGAAGCGAAGAGGAUUCACAUUAUUGAUCUUGAAAUCAGAAAGGGAGGGCAGUGGACUAUCGUAAUGCAAGCCCUUCAGUUAAGACAUGAAUGUCCAAUUGAGCUUCUGAAGAUAACCGCUGUAGAAAGUGGAACCACUAGACACAUAGCUGAGGACACUGGUCAGAGACUAAAGGAUUAUGCUCAAGGUUUGAACAUACCCUUCUCUUUCAACAUAGUUAUGGUAUCAGGCAUGUUACAUCUAAGAGAAGAUCUUUUUGAGAUUGACCCUGAGGAAACAAUUGCUGUUUAUUCUCCUUAUUGCCUUAGAACCAAGCUUCAGCAAUCAGACCAGCUUGAAACCAUCAUGAGAGUGAUUAGAACCAUAAGUCCUGAUGUGAUGGUGGUAGCUGAAAUUGAGGCAAACCACAACUCUAAAUCUUUUGUAAACCGUUUCGUUGAGGCUCUUUUCUCCUUCAGUGCAUUCUUUGAUUGUUUUGAGGCUUGCAUGAAAGGGGAUGAGAAGAACCGAAUGAUUAUAGAAUCAAUGUACUUCAGUCCUGGAAUCAGAAACAUUGUGGCUGCAGAAGGAGCCGAAAGAAGGAGCAGGAGUGUGAAGAUUGAUGUGUGGAGGGCCUUCUUCUCACGCUUUGGAAUGGAGGAGAAAGAAUUGAGCACUUUGUCUUUAUACCAAGCGGAAUUGGUGGCUAAGAGAUUUCCUUGUGGAAAUUUUUGCACAUUUGAAAGGAAUGGCCAUUGCCUUCUUAUUGGGUGGAAAGGGACACCAAUUAACUCUGUUUCUGUCUGGAAAUUCCUUUGAUGGAAAGUGCAACAAGGUUUUAAAAAUCAGUCCAUAACCACGAUUUUGGUCGUAGCGUUAAGGAUCUUUGGCUCUAUGUGGCCAUAACCUACAAUGUUAUGAAUCGAGACAAAACCGUGACUGGAAUUUAAAAUCUUAAAGUUUUCUUUCAUGUUGUUCCUAAUCAAUGUGUGUAUCAUCUCAUGUGCAGUUCUCAUUACUAGUCACCAACCACAGUUGUUGGUUAAUGGUGUUCGCCUUUGUUUACUACUACUAUUAAGUACAAAAGUCGUUUGUGUGAUA